Zea mays is the source of this 1542-nucleotide messenger RNA. NCBI's taxonomy places the organism in Eukaryota, Viridiplantae, Streptophyta, Magnoliopsida, Poales, Poaceae. The record is from the annotation of a RefSeq genome assembly.
AUGGAAAAAUUCGAAGGGUAUUCAGAAAAACAGAAAUCUCGUCAACACUACUUCGUCUACCCACUUCUCUUUCAGGAAUAUAUUUAUGCAUUUGCUCAUGAUUAUGGAUUAAAUGGUUCCGAACCCGUGGAAAUUUUUGGUUGUAAUAACAAGAAAUUUAGUUCACUACUUGUGAACCGUUUAAUUAUCCGAAUGUAUCAGCAGAAUUUUUUAAUUAAUUCGGUUAAUUAUCCUAACCAAGAUCGAUUGUUGGAUCACCGUAAUUAUUUUUAUUCUGAGUUUUAUUCUCAGAUUCUAUCUGAGGGGUUUGCGAUCGUUGUAGAAAUCCCACUCUCGCUAGGGCAACUAUCUUGUCCGGAAGAAAAAGAAAUACCAAAUUUUCAAAAUUUACAAUCUAUUCAUUCAAUAUUUCCCUUUUUAGAAGACAAAUUUUUGCAUUUACAUUAUCUAUCACAUAUAAAAAUACCCUAUCCUAUCCAUUUAGAAAUCCUGGUUCAACUCCUUGAAUACCGGAGUCAAGAUGUUCCCUCUUUGCAUUUAUUGCGAUUCUUUCUCUACUAUUAUUCGAAUUGGAAUAGUUUUAUUACUUCAAUGAAAUCCAUUUUUCUUUUGAAAAAAGAAAAUAAAAGACUAUUUCGAUUCCUAUAUAACUCUUAUGUAUCAGAAUAUGAAUUUUUCUUGUUGUUUCUUCAUAAACAAUCUUCUUGCUUACGAUUAACAUCUUCUGGAACCUUUCUGGAACGAAUCAUCUUUUCUGGGAAGAUGGAACAUUUUGGUGUAAUGUACCCGGGGUUUUUUCGGAAAACCAUAUGGUUCUUUAUGGAUCCUCUUAUGCAUUAUGUUCGAUAUCAAGGAAAGGCAAUUCUUGCAUCAAAAGGCACUCUUCUUUUGAAGAAGAAAUGGAAAUCUUACCUUGUCAAUUUCUCGCAAUAUUUUUUCUCUUUUUGGACUCAACCACAAAGGAUUCGUCUAAACCAAUUAACAAACUCUUGCUUCGAUUUUCUGGGGUACCUUUCAAGUGUACCAAUAAAUACUUUGUUAGUAAGGAAUCAAAUGCUGGAGAAUUCUUUUCUAAUAGAUACUCGAAUGAAAAAAUUCGAUACCACAGUCCUUGCAACUCCCCUUGUCGGAUCCUUAUCAAAAGCUCAAUUUUGUACUGGAUCGGGGCAUCCUAUUAGUAAACCCGUUUGGACUGAUUUAUCAGAUUGGGAUAUUCUUGAUCGUUUUGGUCGGAUAUGUAGAAAUAUUUUUCAUUAUCAUAGUGGAUCUUCGAAAAAACAGACUUUGUAUCGACUAAAAUAUAUACUUCGACUUUCAUGUGCUAGAACUUUAGCUCGUAAACAUAAAAGUACGGUACGAACUUUUAUGCAACGAUUGGGUUCGGUAUUUUUAGAAGAAUUUUUUACGGAAGAAGAGCAAGUUUUUUCUUUGAUGUUCACCAAAACAAUUCACUUUUCUUUCCAUGGAUCACACAGUGAGUGUAUUUGGUAUUUGGAUAUUAUCCGUAUCAAUGACCUGGUGAAUCCUCUUACUCUUAAUUAA